UCAGAAUGAUUUCAAGUGUACGCCUCAUAUAUGCAAAAUUUCUAAAUAAUUCAUAAGUGCGUACGAAUCAUGCAGUCUACCGGCAGAAGCCGUCCCUCAGCAAAAGCGCCAUCGUCCACCGUGAGAAAGGGCCAUUUUUGGAUAUGGCGGGACCCAAACUCAGGCUCUUCCACCGAUCAGGUGGUGAAAGAUGUCGUGCUGACUAUAACCCAAGCAAUGGAGCCUGUCGAGAAGGGCGUGACAAAAAUACAGAAGACUUUCCAUCACAUGUCGCUUGGUUCCGACCACAAGGAAGAAGUAGAAAUUGAUGAACACUUGAAGGAAGAUGUCACAGAGAGCGGUCCCAAUGUGGUAAGUUCAGAGAAGAAGGUGAUGAAAGGUCGCUGGAUCCAGUGAUGGAGAUGAUCAGCUGAGAAGAUGGUGAGAUGAAAACUUUACAAAGAUUGAUGAAAGGCCGCCGAAUCCAGAGA
Magnolia sinica is the source of this 470-nucleotide messenger RNA. RefSeq lists its product as uncharacterized. The transcript is spliced from 2 exons. Bases 70 to 396 code for a protein of 108 amino acids. NCBI's taxonomy places the organism in Eukaryota, Viridiplantae, Streptophyta, Magnoliopsida, Magnoliales, Magnoliaceae. The record is from RefSeq and is a predicted model, not a curated record.